ACCACUAAUUUUCUCUCGCAUCUCCAGUCGCAGAAGCAAGCCAACCAAGAUGGGUCGCGUGCGCACGAAGACGGUGAAGAAGGCCGCCAAGGUCAUGAUUGAGAAGUACUACACUCGCCUCACCAACGACUUUGAGACCAACAAGCGCCUGGUGGAGGAGUUUGCGAUUGUGCCUUCGAAGCGGCUGCGGAACCAGAUUGCUGGCUUCAUCACGCACCUCAUGAAGCGCAUCCAGAAGGGCCCUGUGCGCGGCAUCUCCAUCAAGCUGCAGGAGGAGGAGCGCGAGCGCCGCGACAACUACGUGCCCGAGGUCUCUGCCAUCCACGCCGACGACACCAUCCCCGUGGAUCAGGACACGUUUGACAUGCUGCAGUCCAUUGGCUACAGCACACUCGACCGCCUUCGCGUCGAGGGCCGAUGAUCUGUCUCUCUCCUUUCUCUCUUCGCUGCGUGGUAUCCAACUAUCUGCCUGCUACCUCUCUCUCUCCCUCUCUCUCUCUGCGUGCCCUCCCCUCGGUGUCACAUCACGCUUGUCAUUCAUCACACAUUACAACCAGUUCGGCUUAUCCAAGCCAACGCAU
This is a messenger RNA of Salpingoeca rosetta, 581 nucleotides long. RefSeq names its product 40S ribosomal protein. The record is from RefSeq and is a predicted model, not a curated record. Gene Ontology annotation, molecular function: structural constituent of ribosome. The transcript has 4 exons. Gene Ontology annotation, biological process: translation. NCBI's taxonomy places the organism in Eukaryota, Choanoflagellata, Craspedida, Salpingoecidae. Gene Ontology annotation, cellular component: ribosome. Bases 50 to 421 code for a protein of 123 amino acids.